Molecule: messenger RNA, 582 nt
Organism: Tilletiaria anomala UBC 951
Lineage: Eukaryota; Fungi; Basidiomycota; Exobasidiomycetes; Georgefischeriales; Tilletiariaceae
Product: ubiquitin-domain-containing protein
Exons: 5
Coding region: 1-582 (193 amino acids)
Biological process (GO): modification-dependent protein catabolic process; protein ubiquitination
Cellular component (GO): nucleus; cytoplasm
Molecular function (GO): protein tag activity; ubiquitin protein ligase binding
Source: RefSeq, a predicted model, not a curated record
AUGGUCACUGCCAGACCGCAUACGAGAGCCUUUGGGAUGGGGGGCUCGCCAGGCAAGAGAACAUGCUCUGCGAGCGUGCAGUGGUCAUACUUUGGGGAAAGCAUACAAGAAGGUGGAAUCCCGCAAUACGCCUUCGGAUGGUAUAUCCGCAGCUGGUUCUUUAGCUCUCAGAUGGGAGUAGCUGGAUUGAUGCUCGCAUCGGUGGCGAAGAACAGUAGGGCACUUGGAUUUCCAGCAGUCGAAUGGAAACAGGCAUUUGCCCUCAAGCUGCAAAUGCAGAUCUUUGUCAAGACUCUGACCGGCAAGACGAUCACCCUCGAGGUGGAGUCUGGCGACACCAUUGACAAUGUCAAGGCCAAGAUCCAGGACAAGGAGGGCAUUCCGCCAGACCAGCAGCGUCUGAUCUUUGCUGGCAAGCAGCUCGAGGACGGCCGCACCCUUAGCGACUACAACAUUCAGAAGGAGAGCACACUGCACUUGGUCCUUCGAGGGACGAGGGCGCGGGUGCACAAACGCAUGCAUUGUCACAAUUCGUUGCUGCCUGCCAUGGUGCUGCUGCUUAAGACCUCGUCUCUUGAUUGA